Messenger RNA from Halichondria panicea, 1306 nucleotides. RefSeq lists its product as uncharacterized. Lineage: Eukaryota; Metazoa; Porifera; Demospongiae; Suberitida; Halichondriidae. The coding region runs from base 179 to 1135 and encodes 318 amino acids. Gene Ontology annotation, molecular function: protein binding. The record is from RefSeq and is a predicted model, not a curated record. The transcript has a single exon.
UGGUGUUGUUAUGCCAUGUUAUGUUUGUAAAGCAUAUAUACACAUAGCAACACACGUCAUUGUUAUUGCACAAUCAACUUAUGUACAUGUGCGUACAUUGUAAAACAGAUUUACUAUUACGUCUAGCUUAUACUCACGAGAUUAGUUUUUUUUUCACAGUUAGAGUUUGUAGCUAAGUAUGCAGCAAGCAGUUGGAAGAGAGCUACUGGUUAGUGCUUCAUCUCAACUCUUUGGAGGUACGGUUGUCCCCGCAACACAUGACUUUCAUUCUGCCCAGCACCAAAUCUUAUGCAUUGAUGAUGUGUUUGAAGCUUCACGUCAAGAGAUGCCAGCUGUGUACACUGAGGAACGUUUCGAUAUUAAGAUAAGGGUGUUACCUUCUAAAAGAAGCUUUCGCUAUACGGUACAGGGUGAAAACGUGAUUGGUGAAUUGAAAGAAACUAUUGAAGAUGAUAGAAAUAUCCCUGCCAACAAAAUAUCUUUAUUGUUUAAUGGAAGACUUCUUCGGGAUGAACAAACAUUCAAUGAAACAGGAAUAGGACCUGGCAGUAAUCUUCGAAUGCUCAUGCAGCAAAGGGGUGGAAAAUUUAACUUAGACCUGUCGCAACUUCAUCCUAAGUACGAUUACGACUUUACGCAUAAAAAACCGCAACCCAAAGAGAAGUAUGUAAGAGGAGGAUAUGUUUAUGAUCGUCCAUACGGCUGGAAUCGACUGGCUCUCAGGGUUCUUGGUAGGUACGAGAAUGACGUUUGGUUAGGUCCAAAUGGUAUUCGUACUCAUUCUGUACGCCGGGAAUGGCCUGUUUCAUAUCAUGGUACAAAAAGAGAGAGUGUGGAUGGAAUUCUUGAGUCUGGACUAUUCCCUGGGAAGCGAAAGGUUUAUGGCCAAGGAGUGUAUACUUGCCCAUCAAUUGAAGUGGUUGCACACAUGUAUGCUGACACUUUUAGACAUACAGAUGGUAAAAAGUAUCAAAUUAUUUUUCAAAAUCGUGUCAACCCAUCUUCAAGUCAUCUCACAAUCAUUGACCAGUCAACAACGCGUGUUAAAGCUGACUACUGGUUAUCCCCAUUGCAAGAUGUGAGCACAGACCAAAUUGAUGUUCGCCCUUACGGUAUUCUGUUUAGAAGAGCUUAAACUCUGAAGAACAGCCAUGUCUUUCUUCCUUUAGCUGUUGUUAAUUAGAUUAGAUCUAGUGCCAAGCUAUAUGUUUUAUCAUAAAGUUUUGUGUCAGGAUUCCUAGCUAUAUUUAAAUAUGUUGCUGAUUCAUUUACGACAAUUACGAUUACUUGUUUAGGGCCAAAAUGA